AUGACGGGCUUCGCGAGCUCCUUCCACAGCCGUUUCGUGCGCAUCUCCGCAGAUGGCCUUGAAGCAAGCUAUGUGGGCACCAAAGAGGAAGAGAGCUACGAGCUGCACGGGGGGGUCAUUGGCAACGGGCCCUUGGCCGCCGGGCCCGAAGGCAAGUACUUCGAGCUGGAGCUGACCCGCGCGGGCGAAGGCCACCCUGACGGCCUCUGCGUGGGGGUCACACAGAGCAGGCCACAGGAGCUCCGGUCUCCGCCAGACACCAUGGAUGGGGUGCGUUCCACGUGGAUCGCUGGCUACGACGGCCUCAUGUGGGAUCCCAAGGAGGGCGACAUGGUCUCGACUCCGUGGAAUCCCAGCAGCCUGCAGAAUGGCGACGCAGUUGGCGUCUUGGUGCGUCCAGAGGGUCACUUCGUGGUGCUCGUGAACGGCGAGGUGGUCCUGGAGCGCAACGCCCAGGUACCUUUUGCCUCGCCCCUCUUCGCCGUGGUGGACCUUCUGGGCUCCGCGGACGCGGCGCGCCUGCGCCCGGAUCAGAGGCCGAACGCCCCAGCCGUCGCGGCGGCCCUGGCGAAGCAGGAUGCCCCGGGCGAUGCGGUGCCGGCGCGCGAUGAGACGCUGAGCAAUGCGGUGGAGGUGACAGCUCCGGCCACGCAGGCUAUGCCGACGAUGUCGGGCUUCUGCAGCAAGAAGAAGGGCCACUGUGUUCGCCUCUCCGAGGACCUGCUCAGCGCCAGCUACACUGGGCAGACGGGGCAUGAGAUGCACGGGGGCCUCAUUGGCAACCAUCCGUUGGCGGUACAGCCCGGGAGCGUGGUCUUCUUCGCGGUGGAGCUCACGAAGAUCCGGGAGAACAUGAUGGACGGUCUGACGGUGGGCAUCACUACCAACUCUCCGGGAGAUCUCGAUGAGAUGCCGGACACCAUCGAUGGAGUUCAGGCCUGCUGGACAGCGGGCUACGACGGCCAGAUCUAUGACGCCCCGCAGGACCGGUGGACGGAUCUCGCGUGGCACGGCCGUGACCUCCGCGUGGGCGACCGUCUGGGCGUCCUUGUGGAGGCGGGCCGCAUGAAGAUCUUCGUGAACAAGGAGCUGGCGGCAACGGCCCACGAAAACAUCCCUGAGAGGCCGCUCUACGCGCUUGUGGACCUCAUUGGCUCCGCAGAGGGC
This is a messenger RNA of Effrenium voratum, 1167 nucleotides long. The record is from the annotation of a GenBank genome assembly. Lineage: Eukaryota; Dinophyceae; Suessiales; Symbiodiniaceae.